GCACCAGCAAUGCUACGCGGGGACAGAAAUUUGAAGAGAGACAUUGUUCUCCACCAGGAUGUCUAUGAAAUGGAUUUCAGUUCCUCUGCUGCUACAGAUGGCUUGUUACUUCAGCUCUGGGAGCUGUGGAAAGGUGCUGGUGUGGCCCACAGAAUACAGCCACUGGAUCAACAUAAAGACAAUGCUGGAUGAACUUGCCCACAGAGGCCAUGAAGUGGUUGUUCUGGCAUCUUCAGCCUCCAUUCUUGUUGAUCCCACCAAAUCACCUGCUAUUAAAUUUGAGAUUUUCCCUACGUCUUUAACCAAGGUUGAAUUUGAGGAUAUAUUUGGACAAAUGGUCAGUAGAUGGACAUAUGACCUUCCAAAAGAGACAUUCUGGACAUAUUUUUCACUAAUGCAAGAAAUUGUGUUGAAAUAUAGUGAUUGUAUUGAAAAGCUCUGUAGAGAUGUAGUUUUGAAUAGAAAACUUAUGACCAGACUGCAGGAAUCAAGGUUUGAUGUCGUUCUUGCAGAUGCCGUUGGACCCUGUAGUGAGCUGCUGGCUCAGCUACUCAACAUACCUUUAGUGUACACAGUUCGUGCUUCUCCUGGCUACACAUUUGAAAAGUACGGUGGAGGCCUUCCUUUCCCUCCAUCCUAUGUACCUGUUAUUUUGUCAGAAUUAAGUGAUAAAAUGACAUUCAUAGAGAGGGUAAAAAAUAUGUUGUAUUUGCUUUAUUUUGACUUUUGGUUCCAAACAGUUGAUUUGAAGAAGUGGAAUCAGUUUUACAGCGAAGUACUAGGACGACCAACUACCUUUUACGAGUUAAUGAGGAAAGCUGAUAUGUGGCUCAUUCGAACCUAUUGGGACUUUGACUAUCCUCACCCACUCUUACCCAAUGUUCAGUAUGUUGGAGGCCUCCACUGCAAACCUGCUAAACCUCUGCCUAAGGAAAUGGAACAGUUUGUCCAGAGCUCUGGAGAGAACGGUAUUGUGGUGUUUACUCUGGGGUCAAUGGUCAGCAACAUGUCAGAAGAGCGAGCCAAUGUGAUUGCGUCAGCCCUUGCCCAGAUUCCACAAAAGGUUCUGUGGAGGUUUGAUGGCAAAACACCAGACACCUUAGGGCAGAAUACUCAGCUGUAUAAGUGGAUCCCCCAGAAUGACCUACUUGGUCAUCCAAAGACUAAAGCCUUCAUAACUCAUGGUGGAGCCAAUGGCAUCUAUGAGGCAAUCUACCACGGGAUCCCAAUGGUGGGCAUUCCUUUGUUUGGAGAUCAACCUGAUAACAUCGCUCACUUGGAGGUCAAAGGAGCAGCUGUCAGACUGGAUUUGGAGACACUGUCUAGUACAGAUUUGCUCCGUGCAUUGAAGAGAGUCAUUAAUGACCCUUUAUAUAAAGAGAAUGCUAUGAGAUUAUCAAGAAUUCAUCAUGACCAGCCAAUGAAACCUCUCGACCGAGCGGUCUUCUGGAUCGAGUUUGUCAUGCGCCACAAAGGAGCCAAGCACCUGCGGCCAGCCUCCCAUGACCUCACCUGGUUCCAGUACCACUCCCUGGAUGUGAUUGGGUUCCUGCUGGCCUGUGUGGCCACUGCUCUAUUUGUCAUCACAAAAUGUUGUCUGUUUUGUUGCCGGAAGUUUGCUAAAAUAGGAAUGAAGGACAAAAAGGAGUAGUUGUUUCUGAGGCCAGAAGCUGGGAUGACUCACAGAUGGGCCUCCUCCAGUUUAUUCCAGCAAGAAGCUGUGAUGUAAGGUUCCCUUCCUCCUGCGAUAAAAUGACUUUUCACAAUGUAGUUUAUCAGAUCAAAUUUGUUUUCAAGGGAUUUGUUACAUUUUUAAGAGUUAGAAAUAUGUCAUGCUAAAGAGAAAAAAAACGGCAUACAAUAAAACUAUUUUUCUAAUUUGAAAGGUACACCAACAAAAGUGACCUUAACUGUGUUUCCUGCCACGCAUAUGGACACAAAAGCCUUAUUCACAACGAAAGCAUUAUUGUGAAAAAAUUCAGAAUAUUUUAAUUUCCUUUUGGUGCAGAACUUUAUCUAAUUAAUCAUUUUUAUUGUGCAUCUGUCCUAGGCAACACUACUUACCUAAAAACAUGGCAAGCUAUUUGCCUUCAUCUAGUUUAAAUCAAUUCCCAGAGAAAUAUUUGUAGAAUUAGAAGUAUAACAACUGCAACCUUCUUCUGUGGCUCAAGGACAAAGGUGGUCCCCCACCCUGGGCAAGUUCUUUAUGAACCUGCUGAUAACGAAGAAAUCCAGGGAAAGGGGAAAGGGUUUUUAUUUGUCAUGGCUCAGUCUCUCUCACAGAACUCCCCCAAAUCCUCCAUCUCUGGCCCCACUAGUAAGCUAGUUCCCCCAUCCCAUCCCUGUGACUGGGUUGUAUGCUCCCCUUAGCCCUGCUUCUUCCUGGAGGAACUCCGUGGGUGGGUGUCUGGUGACUGAUAGGCAUCUGACCAAUUACACCCCAGGAAAAGAGGGGAGAAGAGAAUGGCCAUUUUCUCUCCACCCCUUGCUCCAGGCCAGCCAAGGGGGACCACAGUGGAGUGGUAAACAUUACAUUGAUGUGCAAAUAGGUCCUUAUAUGCAUACUACUAUCAAGGCCAGGUGGGAAAUUCUGCUUGAAAACUUCCAUUUACCCCAUAGCUUCCUAUUAUACAAUUAAGCUAUGUGAAAGUCUUUGAUUUCAUGACCUAAUUUUAUUUUCCUCAUGAUCUUUAAUAAUAUUCACUUGGUUGCUUUCACUCUCACAUUCAGCCUUAGAUAAUGGAUGAAAGGUUUCAAACGUAGAUUAUUAAACCUGCACCUUAAAGGGACUUCACGAAUUUUCAUUAUUUUCAAAUGUUCAUGAACAGAAAUAUGCCUGCUUCUUUUAUAACAUCAUGUAGUACUGUUUAUCUGCUUACAGAUAUGGUGUAAAAUUCAAUGUGUUUGUUGAAAUUUGAAAUAAUGCCUAUGGUUCUAUUUCACCAUACUCAGGGGAGCCUGUCUCAUGCUUUUGUCUCUUUUCUCAGGAGUCCAAGAUCCCAUUCCUCCCACAGCUCUUAUGUGUAAACAUUAAGUCCUUUGUCAUGACAGAAAAUAAUAAUUAUUUUAUUUAAACCUAGGCACAUUAUAACUGACAUAAUCAAUAACAAUAAGAAGAAUAUGAAAAUGUUGUUAAUUUUAUGGAAUAUUGUCAAAUCAAAGGAAUCCAAAGACCCUCCUAAAAACUACAAAUGAGGGACUCACUUUACGAUCAAAGUGUUCCAGGUCAGGAGAAGCAUACCUCCCUGCUGGUCAUACACAAUCCAAGUCUUACAACAAACAUUCCCUAUGCUAAGGCAUGAAUUUAUUUUUUUUUUAAUUUAAAACUUGGAUUCUUGGGGAAUCUUAGGAGAAAUUUACCACAGGAUUUUCUGUACAAAUUCUCAAUAAUUGACAUUUUUUAAACAUUCCAUAACUUAUACAGCACCAUAAUUGAUAUUGUUUAAUCAUGUAUAUACACUCAAAUUAUUUUCCUCAAAUCUACAUUGCAGCACACAUAACACGAGAGGGAUUAUUAUUCAUUGCGUAGUGAAAACUGUAAGGUUGAAGGCACUGGGGGGAGGGGUGAGCACGUCAGACACUGAUGACGUGCCAAAGUCCCCAGCUGCUGCCCCUCCCAACCUGAAAAACGUGCCUUGGGCUAGCCUAUCCUAGUGCCGCUGUAAAUCUAAGCUCUUCCUCCCCCUAUCUUCUUUAAAAACUCGCUGCCUAUCUAUUUACGAGCACGUUUCCCAGCCUCCAUUUCUGUAGACUGAGAAACCUUGCCUGGGAAUUGCGUGCAAAUAAACUACCUGGCCCUUUGUUACCUCUCUUCACCUGCUUAUUUUGGCUAGAAUUUAUCUUACAAAAACUACUUCAAAUUUCUUAUAAAAAGUCAAGCAACCCAAUAUGAAAAUAGGUGAAGGACAUGAACAGGAUAUUCACAUAAGCAAAAUGGCUAAUAUCAUAUAUAAAUUAUGACAAAUGUCAUUGGUGCUUUGGGAAAUGGAAUGUGAGUCAAUAAAUAAUUUUUCUACAGAUGAUUUGCCAUGCAAAUAUCUGGUACAAACUCUUUUUGAGGAAGUAUAAUAUGGAAAAGCCCUUUUAAAUGAAAUUUAAACAUAUCAUUUGACAUUGCAAUUCUACAUCCAGAAAUCUGUCACAUAGAAAUACUUGCACGUGUUCAUGGUUAUAUUUAGAAUGUUCCCACUAGCAUUACAUGGCUUUCAGGGAACACACUUAUGUCAAACAUAUGUAUAAAUAAUAUAUCCAUUAGGAAAAAAAGAUUACAAGCAAACUGUUGCACACUCUCCAUGUCACAUUAUAAUAAACAAGUUCCAGAAA
This is a messenger RNA of Manis javanica (Malayan pangolin), 4323 nucleotides long. Lineage: Eukaryota; Metazoa; Chordata; Mammalia; Pholidota; Manidae. The record is from RefSeq and is a predicted model, not a curated record.